Molecule: messenger RNA, 1710 nt
Organism: Lasiosphaeria miniovina
Lineage: Eukaryota; Fungi; Ascomycota; Sordariomycetes; Sordariales; Lasiosphaeriaceae
Product: major facilitator superfamily domain-containing protein
Exons: 6
Coding region: 1-1710 (569 amino acids)
Biological process (GO): transmembrane transport
Cellular component (GO): plasma membrane
Molecular function (GO): transmembrane transporter activity
Source: RefSeq, a predicted model, not a curated record
AUGGAGCAGCCGCCUCGGGCAGACCGGAGCUCGUACGGCUCGGACCUCGAAAAGGAGGAAGUGCUGUCCAAGAGCAGCAGCAGAAAAGAGGCCGGGGGGUCGAGCAGCGAGAGCGGCGUCGUGGGCUUCGAGCCCAUCAACACGGCGCCGCUGAGCCGGAAGCCGAGUUGGGAGACGACGGCGGGGAACAGCCUCAGCCGGGAGCGGUCAAACAACGGCUGGGGCGUCGACGACUUGGACGUUGACGGGCUCGACGAGGAGGCUGGUGGCGGCAAUGCCCAGUCGUCUUCGUCUGCCGAUCCGUUUGAGGUCGGAUGGGAAGGCGGCGACAGCGACCCGGCGAACCCCCGCAGCAUGCCGACGUGGCGCAAGUGGACGAUAAUAGGGGUGACCAGCUUUGGGUCGUUCUGCGUGACCAACGCGUCGGCAAUCUACACGGCAUCGUACGGGCAGAUGAACGCCGAGUUUGGCAGCUCGCGCAUCGUGGCCACGCUGGGCCUGAGCAUGUUCGUCCUGGGCAUCGCCCUGGGUCCCUUCUGGAGCCCCCUAGCCGAGUUCUACGGCCGUCGGCCCAUAUACCUCUGCUCGUUCGCCUCCUUCAUGCUCUUCAUUAUCGGCUCGGCGGUUGCCCAGAACAUCCAGACUAUGAUAACGGUUCGAUUCUUUCAGGGCCUCUCUGGGAGUGCCUUCCUCUCCGUAUCGGGCGGGACCGUGGGCGACCUCUUCACUCGGGACACGAUGCUGGCUCCCAUGACUAUUUUCGCGUUAGCACCCUUCAUUGGCCCGUCGCUGGGACCGCUGUUUGGCGGUCUCAUCAACACGUACACUAGCUGGAGGUGGACUCACUACGUGCUGCUCAUCUGGAGCUUUACGCUGCUGGUGUGCAUUGCCCUCUUCGUCCCAGAGACAUACCAUCCUGUCUUGCUUCAGCGAAAGGCGGAAAAGCUGCGUAGGGAGACGGGGGACGAUAGGUGGCGGGCGCCUAUCGAGAAGACGACGCGGUCCAUGACGAAAACCCUGGGAUACGCAUUACUGCGACCGUUCCAGAUUCUCAUAAUGGAGCCCAUGUGCCUCAUCCUCGAUGUGUAUUCUGCUGUCUUGCUCGGCAUGCUCUACCUGUUCUUCGGAGCCUUCCCCCUCGUCUUCACCAACAACUACGGCUUCAACCUCUGGCAAGUGGGCUUGAGCUUCAUGGGCCUGCUGGUUGCAAUGAUCCUGGCCGUGCUGAGCACCCCCAUCUGGCGCAGGGUGCGCGAGCUUCUGGUCGAGAAGCGGCGAAAAGAAACUGGUGUGGCCAAGAGCGAGCCCGAGGAUCAGCUCCCGCCCCUGAUAUUUGGCGCUCCGUUGAUUACCGGGGGACUCUUCUGGUUUGGGUUUACCACGUACCCGCAUAUACACUGGAUCGUGCCCAUUAUCGGCUCCGGCUUUUUUGGCCUCGGUACCAUGCUCGCCUUCUCAGCGAUAUUUACCUUUCUGGUCGACGCGUACCCGCGAUACGCAGCGAGUGCCCUAGCCGGGAAUGCUCUUGUGCGAUGUUCAUUUGCAGCCGCCUUUCCACUGUUUGGAAUCCAGAUGUAUGAGAAGCUUGGGUACCAGUGGGCUACCGGGCUUCUAGCCUUUAUCACCCUCGCCCUGAUGCCGUUCCCCUACAUCUUCUUCUGCUACGGGAAGAGGAUACGGGCCAGGAGCAGGUUUGCGACAACCUCAUAG